GGAUGGUUCAGAGAGAGAGAGAGAGAGAGAAAGAAAGUAAAAUUACCUUUCGUUUCCCCCCUGCAAUUUGGAGAACCAAGUAAAUAAACACUGAACAUUACCCCCACCCCGGUUUCAACACGCCCCCAUCCAAAUUAGCGACAGUCUGCCCUGAGCCAAUGGGCGGUGCGGGGACGGUCUGAGAGCAAUAUCAGGCGUUAGCGGAAUUACUGCUGUCUCUAAGCACUUGUCAAUUCAAAGUAGAGCCCCUUUUCAUUUCCCUCUCUAAGUUACUUUCUAUUGCUGAUGGGGGGGGAGUGUCUAACAGACUGAAAGGGGCAGGCAAACGAAAGAAUAAAAGUAGUGAGGAGGCAAAUGUUUUCCGAGGAGCGGCUGGUGCAACAUGAAACACGAUGAUGUUUGUGGUUGAAUGUUGUGCUUUUCUUGAGACCGUGUCAGCGAGUCUUUCCUCAAGGGCUUUCCCUUGGGGUUCGAGCGAAGUUUGUUGGAGGUGGUUGAAGCAUGUCCAGGACGAUGUCCCAGGCGGAGGUGGACCUGGCUAGAUUCGGGCUCAUUACCUCGACCCUGGAUCUGGAUUUGGAUCGUUCCUCCCACCUCAGUAAAGCGCAGAGCCGGCGGCGGAGAAUGCCUGCCAGAGACGGCAGGAGGAUCCCGUCCCGGUACCAGAGGAAACUCUCCGUCGACGUCGAGCUGGGAGCUGACGGUCUGCUUGUCCGUCGCCCUUCCCGAACCCUGGUGCCAGUCCCGGAUAGCCAGCCCCCGCCGCCCGCUGAGAACGGGCCGCUAAAGGCGGGCGGACCCACUGCCGGCGCCCCGCCGGCUCGCCUGGCGCCCUCGCCGCUCCAAGCUGCUGCUGCUGCUGCUGCGGCGGCGGUGGUCGCGAACAGCUCGGACACGGAGGAUGGCAGCCGCCGCUUUCCUCACAAGGACUCGGUUUCCGAGCUGCCCGAGGAGAGUAAGAUGGAACCGGAGGAGAACGAGGUGGAGAUGAAAGCGGUCGACACCUCCCCCGACGGCAGGUUCCUCAAGUUCAACAUCGAGCUGGGAAGAGGUUCCUUCAAGACGGUCUACAAGGGGCUGGAUACCGAGACCACGGUGGAGGUCGCCUGGUGCGAGUUACAGACUCGCAAAUUAUCAAAAGCGGAGAGGCAGAGAUUUAGUGAGGAGGUGGAGAUGCUGAAAGGAUUACAACACCCCAACAUAGUGCGUUUCUAUGAUUCCUUUAAAUGUUCAGUGAAAGGCCACAAAUGUAUUGUGCUGGUGACUGAACUGAUGACAUCAGGGACACUUAAAACGUACCUAAAGCGGUUUAAAGCAAUGAAGAAUAAAGUUCUGCAGAGAUGGAGCAGACAGAUUCUGAAGGGCCUACAGUUCCUUCAUACACGGUCCCCUCCUAUCAUCCACCGUGACCUGAAAUGCGAUAACAUCUUCAUUACAGGACCAACUGGCUCUGUAAAGAUCGGUGAUCUUGGUCUUGCAACACUAAAAAGUGCAUCAUUUGCAAAAAGUGUAAUAGGUACUCCAGAAUUUAUGGCUCCUGAGAUGUAUGAAGAAAAGUAUGAUGAAUCUGUUGACGUUUAUGCCUUUGGCAUGUGCUUGUUGGAGAUGGCUACCUCAGAAUAUCCAUAUUCAGAGUGCCAUAAUGCAGCCCAGAUAUAUCGCAAAGUGACAAGUGGUGUUAAGCCAGCCAGCUUUAACAAAGUAAAAGUCCCAGAGCUGAAAGAGAUUAUUGAAGGAUGCAUACGCCAAAAUAAAGAUGAGAGCAGGUACACCAUUCAGGAUCUUCUUGACCACUCAUUCUUUAAAGAAGAUACUGGGGUUCAUGUUGAACUUGCAGAGGAAGAUGAUGGAGCAAAAUCUGCCCUAAAACUUUGGCUCCGCAUGGAUGACUCAAAGAAACUCCAUGGCAAAUACAAAGACAACAAAGCCAUAGAGUUUCUUUUUGAACUGUAUAAGGAUGUUUCAGAAGAAGUGGCACAGGAAAUGGUAACAUUGGGGUUUGUAUGCGAGGCUGACUACAAAUUAGUUGCAAAGGCCAUCAGAGAUCGCGUGACCGAGGUAAAAAGGAAACGUGAGAGAAACCAACGCAUGCAAGAGGAACUGAAGAAGAAAGAGCAAGAGAAAAAGAAAAAAAUUUAUGAGCUCUUGGAAGAGUUAAAGGUGCCUCAAGACACAACAGAGUGUGCAGCUGGAACUACUCAACUCUCCCAGUCUCCGGCUCCCACAGGUCCCACAGAGAUCCUGUUGAAUCCUUCAUUUCCACCUGAGCCUGAGGAGCCAGAAGCUGAUCAACAUCAGACUUUUCGCUAUAGGAAUACCAACUAUUCUUCAGCUACAUCUGAUUGUGAGACUGAUGGUUAUCUAAGUUCUUCUGGAUUCUUGGACUCAAAUGAUAAUUUGCACAUGGCUGGCCGGUUAACACCUAAAUCUGGGAUUGGACUCCAGUUUCCUGCAAAUAUUGCUGUGACCAUUCCCUCAAAACAUCAUUUGUCACUUCACAGUGGGUUAAAUUCACCAGUUGACAGCUAUGCCUCAGAUGUUGCUUCUGGAAUGAGUGAUGGAUAUGAGGGUCUAUCUGCCGGAGAAGGAUCUACAAAAUUGCCAGUGAAGCGCAUCUCGAGCAAACUCAUUCGGAGACGUGGUCGAUCCAGGCUACGAAUUCUUAAUAUUUCAGACAAAGGAGAUCGGGUUGUUGAGUGCCAACUCCAGACACACAACAACAAAAUGGUAACAUUCAAGUUUGAUUUAGAAGGAGACUCUCCUGAAGAUAUUGCUACAGUAAUGAUCAACAGGGAGUUCAUUCUACUGUCAGAGCAGGAUGGUUUUGUCAGCAAGCUGCAAGAAAUCAUACACAAAGCAGAAGCUGUGUUAAAGAAGGACAUUCAAGGGGAUCAUAGCACUGAUAAAGUUUGUAAGCAGUCAAUUACUACCAGUUCACAUGCGUCUCAGGGUGAAGAAAGGUUGAACCAGCCACCACAUCCUGUAUUAUUAUCUUCAGCUGGUAUAGAUGGAGUGAACACCCCUCUCAGUCAUGUUGUAGAAUCUGCAACAAGGAAGUUUUUGGUUAGUCCUGUUCCUGAAAAUAAGCUGCCAAAUCCUUUGACAGUUAACUCUUCAGCAAAAACUUGUGCUAUUACCACACCUACAGCUACGGCAAAUGUGUUCUACCAGCCAAGGGCACCAUUACAACAAAUCUCCACAGAUCAUUCGUCCAUAGAAACAUCUGGUAAUGUGCCACUUAACAACCUUGACCCAAUUCAAGCCUCUACUAGUACACACCUUCGUACUGAUCUGUCUUUAUCUGCACCAUCACAGAAUUUUAAGCCAGUGUUAAUGUCUCUUCCUAAUACGAUGUGUGAAUCGAACAGUCUUCCAAAGGUACCACUGAAUCAGCAGGAGAGCCCACAGCUUGCUGUUCAGAAAGAAUUUCCAACACAGAAAGCAGAGAAUAUAGGCAAAGACGCACCACAGUUUAUAAAAACAUCGAAUAAUAACUGGUCACCAAGCACACAGCCUCUGUCUCUCCUGGCUGAUGUGUUAUCGUUGAUGUGCAUGAGUCAGUUGGCCCAUACAAUCCUACCAAGCAGUUCUUCACAGUCUCCACUGAUGUCUCCAAAUAGUGGUAUUACUUCUCCAGUCACUCCUACUUUCAGCAAUUCCAGGCCGCUUCAUCUUUCAUCUCCAGAAGUAAAUAUUGGACAACAACCACAUAAUGCUGAGAAUGGUGGCAUGGAAAGUCUAGAAGGACAACUUGGAUCUAUUUUUCAUGAAUGCAACAGAUCUCAUGAGCUGCUGCAAAACAUCAGUCCAGGAACACCAUGUUCUGAACAUGAUCACACCACAUUAUCAAGCAAAGAAAGUGACUUCAGCCCUGGAUCUUUACAUCUGCAGACUAACCCAUGUGAGGAUGUAGCACCUCCCAUAAAAACUUUCAUACCGAUGCCCACAGUAAUAGCAGCCACUAACAUGUGCAGCUUAUCAACAACAAACACUCCAUUUUAUUCACAUCCCAGUCCGAUACUUAAUCUUGCAGGUUCCAUUCUGCCAUAUCAGAAUAUCCAUCCAGGAGAUUAUGUACUCUCUAUCUGUGACAGUACAUCACUUUCAACUUCCAUGCCUCAAGUUGCUGUUACGGAUCUUAUUAGCACCUCAACUAAAGAGCAAGAGAACAGACAGUUCUCGUUGCUGGAUAUAAGUAAGAAAAGUAUACCAUCAUUGAUUAUUACUGAAGCACUAACAUCACAAUCAGGAAAAUCACCAUUGCCACCUAUUAAUGAGGAGCUCAAGAAUUUUCAGCAAUCUGGUUCACCCCAACCUGUUACAGUUGGACGCUUUGAAGUUUUGAAAACUCAAGAGCUAAUCAAACACGGCUCUCAACUAACAAAUCAGGAUGACAAUAAACCAGAUCAUUUAGUUCCUGAUAACUGCACCGCUCUGAAAUCAGUUACAACUCCCGGGGAACCAGUGUUGGACAGCAGAUUGAGUAUUGCAGUGCAAUGUCAAAGAGAGAGCAAUUCAGGGACAUGCUUAUCCACCCAUGCUCUGCAGCCUUCCUUGGGAAUUUCUGAGGCUGCUACUGACAAUCUCUCUCUAGACAGUAACAAAGUAAUGAUCAGUUCAGGAGAUGAAAAGCAAAAUACAGAUUCCAAACAAUCAGAUGAUAACACUGAUUUGGUCCCAGUGCAUGGAUGGGUUCAGUAUUCACGGUCAACUGUCUAUAUAAGCAGUGACGAUUCUGAAAGUGAUGGUGAUGAGAUAUUUGAAGAAUUACAAAACCUAAGAGAAAAACAUAUGGCAGAAGUUCAGAGGUUGCAAGCAAUACAGAAGAAGGAGAUAGAGGAACUGUAUGAAAAGAUGGGUAAAGUACCUCCUGCUGGAAUAGUAUCACCUGCUGCAAUAUUGACUGGAAGGCAAAGACGUUUAUCUAAAGGCAAUUUUAACCAAUCCCGCCGCAACAGCCUGCAACGACUUGAGACUUUACAGCAAGCAGGAUUCAGUAGAAGAAAUUCCUUAACGGGUAGUUGCAGCUCACAGGAUCAACGCCAAACACCAUCCACUGUUAGUGGAGGUUACUUUUCCUAAAUUGAUCUGAACUAUCAAUCAUCAAAAACUAAGCUUCUGUAAAAUAGGUCUAUAUGAAAUUGAUCAAUGAAUUGAGAAAUACAUUAUGCUCCAAUUGGAAUAAAGAUCUGUCAUUGCUAUGCUUUGAAUAGUCUGCCUACAAAUAUCACCCAUCAAUGGACCCUAACGAAUAGUUCCUGUUUCACUUGGAAUCUAAUAUGCACGCUAUUGUCUGUUUUCAUAUAAAAAUCUUAGUUUUGUAUAAACCUAUGCCUUCAACCGGAUAUUCAGAAAUAUUUCAGAUGACCCUCACCAUGAAUUUGCUGUGGCACAGAAUGAAACCCCUCUUAUUACCAUCACAUCACAUCACAAUAUGCACUGCACUUUUUCUUCUAGGUACUAGUUUCUGGGAACACAAGAAAGCAUGUCACAGUUUUAAGCAGAUAAUAUUGUCUGGCCUGAAAUGCUUCAAAUAUGGUCUGUUUUAAUCAGAUUCUGUUAACAAAAAUCUAUUUUUCUGUUUCUGCUGAUAGACCGAGAAUAGAUAAGAAUUGUUGUCUUUUUAAAGUUUUUGUUAAUCCUACAAUGUAACGACAACUUCAAACUUGAAUCCUAGGUGCUAAGCAACCAAUAGAAAUCACUUACAUAUUUUUGUAUUAAAAUAUACUCUUUCACUGUGACAUUGUAAAAACUGACUUUAUUCACUGUAUGUAUAUAUGUAAAAACUGUGUUGAAGCAGCAAACUGUAUAAUGAUUACAAUGAGGAGAUUUCAAAUUUUAAAACGAGAAGCAACUUGCUCAUCUGGAAAGUUUUUUUUGCGCUCUGUUGUAAAUAACUUUAAAAGCUUAAAUAUUUCCUUCUACUUGCACAACUACAUGCUCAUCAAAUGCCAAAGCAUUAUUGUAUCUAAGAUAUUUUAUAAAAUAUUUAAUAGUGUCUAAUAUCAAAGCUUUGGAAUUCAAUGUACAUCUCAGAAUUACAAAAAUAAUGAAAGCUACUAAAUCCUUGUGGUUCAAUUUAUUGAUUAUGAAUGUUUAAACCUUACGGAGAUGGAAUUUUAUAAAGUUGCUGAGUAAUUUUUUGGGGAUUGUAGUGUGCACUUCAAUAAACUUACAAAUAACCUGCAAUACUGGCCAUUUGGCCUCAAAGUUGAGUGACCGCUUGUUUUGUUUCAACUUCAUUUUACCAUCCUAAAUGUAGAAAAGUCACUUAAAAUAAGUGUAAAUAGUAACACAAGGUUUCAAACACACAGGUUUAUACUAGGCCUAAAGUGAAAGGACCAGGAUAAUUAAGAACGACAACAAAAAAAAACUUCCUGCAGGUUGCUGAUGGAAAGAAGUCCACAUUCUUAGCGCAGACUUAAUUUUGUAGAAACUAACAAGUUUAUUUCCAACUUUAGUUGACAAGCUAUUUUAAUAAAAUUAGCUUCAGGCCUUACCACCUCAAUUCUCCUAUCUACCUACUAUAUUACAACAAUCAAUCUGUAAAAAUGGUAAGUUGGGAAAUAAAAUUAUAUAGAUUAGAAGAGCCAUGGAACUGCCCGUGUGUUUGAAGGGAUACUUGUUUGUGAGUAACAUUUAGAGGUGGAAAUUUUGUUGGAAUACAGGGUGUAUCAAAAUCAUAAAUGCAUUCUUUAUAAACUUCUGUAUGGUAUUGUUAAUGGAAGGAGAUUUCUUCACUACCAUUUGAGAUUUUAUGUUUGAACAAUCUAUUGCAGAUAUAAUUAUUAAAUGAGUGAAUCAAA
Molecule: messenger RNA, 6806 nt
Organism: Stegostoma tigrinum
Lineage: Eukaryota; Metazoa; Chordata; Chondrichthyes; Orectolobiformes; Stegostomatidae
Gene: wnk4a
Product: WNK lysine deficient protein kinase 4a
Exons: 19
Coding region: 502-5082 (1526 amino acids)
Biological process (GO): protein phosphorylation; monoatomic ion homeostasis; positive regulation of sodium ion transmembrane transporter activity
Cellular component (GO): cytosol; cytoplasm
Molecular function (GO): potassium channel inhibitor activity; chloride channel inhibitor activity; protein serine/threonine kinase activity
Source: RefSeq, a predicted model, not a curated record